This is a messenger RNA of Amoebophrya sp. A25, 2095 nucleotides long. Lineage: Eukaryota; Dinophyceae; Syndiniales; Amoebophryaceae. The record is from the annotation of a GenBank genome assembly.
UUUGCGUAAAUCAGCGGUCGACAGAAUAGCUGAGGGACCGACGAAUGCUGUUUUUGAAGCAGAUAUGUUGCGGUCGUCAGCUAUGGAAAUGCUCUACGGCGAAGACCGGCUUGACAACGCAAGUAAAAUAGGGGGCGCACAAGUGGUCACGGCUGAUGGUGAGCGGAUGGGAGAUAGUAAAGCCUCGAAAAUCCCUCCAUCGUCAUCACCUUCGAAGGUGUCGGCCUUAACACUGCAGACAUCCCCUGCUAGGCUCUCCUCACUAGCAGUAAAACCGAUUGCGCUAAGUGAACGCUCGGUGUCCGAGCAUAGGGAUCAAGACUUCUCCCCAGGAGCGAGCGAGGGAUCAAAGAUAUCGAGGAAAAGCAAUGACGGUGGUUCUGCAGGGAAGCAGGACUUAAAGCUGGACGACGCGGAAUCUCCGAUAGUAGAGGAGUUCAUUAUGCGCACUAGCGGUGUCGGCACCUUUUUACCCGAAAAACCACCUAAGACUGGAGAAGGCCAUGAAGCGGCACCGGAGGAAGAUGAUGCAGUCGUCGAAUUCCUGCGUAGAUCUGUGCCAGGCCCAGAGAAUCGUCCUGCAGAACAAAAAAUAACUUCGAUCGACAACACAUCGACGAAUCUUGCCGAUGAAAGCGCUGCACUUCCACCAACAAGCGAACGAAAGAAGUCUCUCUCGAGUAUGCCGCUGGACGAAUUGGAGCGGCGAUUAGAGAUAAUGCAGGAAAUACUGCAGGAUACAGCUGCAAACUUUCGCCUGACUGCAGCUGAGAGACAGUCUAUCGAAGACAGUCUCCUGGACACCGAGAGUAGGAUCAGCGAAGAAGUGACGUUGAAAUCAAAUUAUAAUGGAAAUGGUGAAGAAAAAUUGGCAAAUGUGGAGGAGGAGACUUGGGGCUCGAAAUUUGACGAGGAGAUUCCGACGUCAAGAAAAGUUGAGCAGAAUACUACCUCAUUUCAAAACGUUCCGGCUGCGAGCCCACGAAACAUCCAAGCUACGAGCUCAAAACAAGUCGAGGCUACGAGCUCAAAAUAUGGCGAGGCCACAAACUCGAAGAGCUUGGAGGCGUCUAGCUCAAAAAACCUGGAGGCGUCCGGCCCGAAGAACGUGGCGUCUUCUAGUUCGAAGACCUCUACUUCCAAAACCCGUGAAUUUAGGAUCGCUGCUGUUGGCAGCGGAGGUGCUGUAGAUCGAUACAUGUCGCGGAACAUAAUGGAACUACUACAACUGAAGCCACAAACAAGUUCAGAGUCGUCGAGUAAGACAACAGAAAAUCAGCAACCACUACCUGUCAACAACACUGCAAGCACCACAGCGAUGCAUCAAACAAACAAUAUUCCUAGUAGUCUAGAUGGUAGUAGAGCUGGCUCGGUGAUAGCGCGACAGCGGUACUCAUCACCCGCGGCGAAACCGCUUUCCGAGUUUCGCCCGAGUCAGCCGCCACCAGCCCCACCAGGUCGGAUCUCAUUGCGAACCCAGUUGCCAAACGCAGGAGGAAAUCGCAAUGCGCCAGGUAAGAUUUCUGUGCGAGGUCGUUGCACGGAACAGGAAGUUACAACUACUACCGCAGAAGUGUUCCAAGACUUUCCGGCGUCUUCGUCUGCCUCCAUGUUUGGAGACCAGGCUCGUCAGACUUCUUCUACCAUGAUGGGUGCUUCUGCAGUGGGAUCACUGCGUGUCCACCGAUCUAUGCUGCAGGCGCAAGGUUUUGCCGGGUUAGAGUCUGAACAGGUGCAGAUGGCCGAUCCCCAGCGUGGUCCAAGAGGAACUCAGACAGCACAAAGUCCGAGUCCCAGUCCAAUCGCACCGAAUGAGAAACCAAGCUUCGUGGAUGUCGUGGACGGGAGUUUUGAUGUGAGUCUUCUUCUCGCUUCGUCGCCUCACGCAAAUCCUACGCAGGCAGUUGGAGAUGGAGAUACAACAACGACGAGUCCGAUUCGACGGAUGGGAGACCUGGACGCAACGGCGGGUCCACAGAAAUACAAGCAGCAACUACCGUAUGGACGUCAAUAUGACCGUGACUUUCUAGGAGACAUGCGCCAUCCGCGCGGGAGCUACCGUGCGCCAGUGCAGCGUGACUCGUCGAAACGGCAG